CAGGGAAAGAAUAAUGAGAAAAGCAUACCAGUGGAUUGAAAUAAGUUAGCAAAAGCUAAUGGAAGGUGGCCUAAUUUUGAGAAUCUACUGUAUUUAAUAUCAUGUUUAAUUAGUGCUUAUGUAUUGGAAGAUUAUAUAUAAUCUCCUCCUGAAAGCUGAUGCAUGCAUAAUUCUUAAUUAAAUCCUGACAGGGACAAUCCAAAACAAAAAAAAAGGACAAAAACAAUGAAGAAGAAAGAAAGAAACAGAGAGUGGAAUCAGAAUCCGAUCCCUUUCUAACAGCACUCUUCCUUUUUUGAAAAACUUGUAAAAGUUUCCAGCUUUCCUCUUUUCAACAAGUUGUCCCUUAAUUAAUUUCUUCUGUCGAAAAUCAUAGAUUUUGCAUUAUAAAGAGCUCGUUAAUGUCACUAUCUUCUCUGCACAGAUCACAUUUAGUAGUACUUCCCAAGCUGACAUCGAUGGCAAAGAACUCAUCAGAGAGUAGUAGCAAGAAGAAGCAAGAAAACAGAGUGUGCGAGAAGUUCUUCAGAGCAGUGACUAGUCCUGUCCGAACCGUUCGCCGCAUCUCCACCAAACCUUCACCAGCAGAGGCUGUUCGCGUCAAAUUUGCAGAGACACCGACUCAGGCAGCCAAACCCAUUACAAAGAUGAAACCGGUGAUCGCUCGAGUGGAGACUAGUAUCAAAACGGACGAGAGGUUCACCGACUAUAUAAAGAAAGCGAAGCUCAAGAUAAGGGCGAUGACGAAUGUCGGUGAUAUGAUGAAGGAGGAUGCGUGGGAGACAAGUGAGACAGAUCAGACACGUCAUGAUCAUCAUCACCAUGUCCCGAUCUCUCACGUAGGAAGUAGUGGGAGAUCAUCAGAUCAGUUCUCUGAGUACAUAAAGAAGGCAAAGAUGAAGCUCAGAUCCUCUUCCACCAUUGCUCGUGCUAACCCGACUUUCAAGUGAUGAAUCCUGCAGGCCUAAGAGAGAUUGAUUUAUAUUAUCAUAUAUGUAUAUGUUUUGUGGUGUGAUACUUUGAUUAAUAUUGACAAUAACGGACAUGGAUUUGUUGUAUUAAUGAAAACUACGUAUAUACGUAAUACUACUAAUUAAUGAUCAUUUUACUAUA
Arabidopsis lyrata subsp. lyrata is the source of this 1113-nucleotide messenger RNA. RefSeq lists its product as uncharacterized. The record is from RefSeq and is a predicted model, not a curated record. NCBI's taxonomy places the organism in Eukaryota, Viridiplantae, Streptophyta, Magnoliopsida, Brassicales, Brassicaceae.